This is a messenger RNA of Necator americanus (New World hookworm), 342 nucleotides long. RefSeq lists its product as uncharacterized. The record is from RefSeq and is a predicted model, not a curated record. Bases 1 to 342 code for a protein of 113 amino acids. Lineage: Eukaryota; Metazoa; Nematoda; Chromadorea; Rhabditida; Ancylostomatidae. The transcript has a single exon.
AUGGUCGGAAGCUACACCAUUUGCGCUUUGCUGAUGACAUCGAUAACACCUAGCAUCAGCCAAGCGGAACGAAUGCUGACCGAAUUCGAUGAAACAUGUGGAUGCAUCGGUCUUCAGCUGAAUCUCCAAGAGACGAUGUUCAUGCGCAACGGAUGGGUCUCGGAUGCCCCAUUCACGCUCAACGGAACGAACAUAUCCGAAUGCACCAGCUACGUUUAUCUGGGUCGGGAAAUGAACAUGAUGAACGACCCGGCUCCGUGCUCACCUCUUCAACACCACCGUACUUCCUGCUUUGACCUAUGCUUCGGAAUUCUGGACAUUUCACAAGCAGGAAGGAAGUGA